This is a messenger RNA of Cryptomeria japonica (Japanese cedar), 1866 nucleotides long. Its product is annotated as protein MIZU-KUSSEI 1. Gene Ontology annotation, biological process: hydrotropism. Lineage: Eukaryota; Viridiplantae; Streptophyta; Pinopsida; Cupressales; Cupressaceae. The record is from RefSeq and is a predicted model, not a curated record. The transcript has 2 exons. The coding region runs from base 772 to 1452 and encodes 226 amino acids.
CAUGAAUACAAAACCCUAGAAUAGUUUCUUGAGUUUAGAAAUGAUUGGUGAGAGAAUUAUAUAAAAGAGGAUUGGUGAAGAUAAUUUUGUGAUUGAGGGUAAAAAUUAUUGAACGCUUCGAGAGGCGUGCAAAGGCUUCCAUCCCAAUAAAAAUACACAGAUAAUUUUGUUUAUAUUCAAUUAAAGUCAUUUUAUUAGUAAUCUUUCUCUACGGUUACGCUAUAAAAUAGUCAUACAACAUUGGUAUUUUCACUCAUCUCUCUCUUAGUAGUUUAUACUGUAAAUUAGCUCAGAGCAUUGAGAAUUGUGUUAUGUUCUCUAAGCUGUGACAAAAUUCUUUUCACUCAUCAGUCUCUAGGUUUUAGGCUAUAAAAAAGCUGUGGCAAAUACACUGAAUUUGUGAAUUGAAAAAUAUGAAGAAAUGAUUUGAGCUAGUGGAAGCAAUUAUAAUCCUCCAUCAGCAAAAACUACUGUUGAAGCAGCUGGAGAAGGAAGGUUGAGGAGUACGAGGGAAAGCCCAAAAGAAAGCUGAAGACCACUGCCACACAAAAUUAAAAAAAGCAUUCAGAAGACAGCAGAAAGAAACUCUUUUUGCAGGUGGGCAUCCAUUCAUUGCCAGCAGAAAAAGCUGGCCAGCUAUAGAAAAACAGCUGCACCACUAUCUCUUUAAGCUCUUCUAGAUCUCCGACCCCUCUACAGCAUAUUUCUCUUCAAGAUAACAUAGUCUACUAUAUUCUCUAUCUUGGAUCAAGUGCAAUAUCAAGGGCAAAAAUGAGGAUGAUAGAUAUCAGCAGCGAGCGGAAUGCAAUGCAAAUCAUAGACAGGACUACCUCUGUGGAUUGUGAAAAAGAUGUUCGCUGCUGGCCCAGAUCGUUGAAAUCUCUUGUAGAAUUCAUGGUGCCCUGCUGUGGGUGCCAGUCAAUGGCAGGAGGUUCAGUUGACGAUCCUGAUACUGAAUCAACACUUGGGUCGACCGUGACCGGCACCAUCUUUGGCUACAGAAAAGGCCGGGUGAGCUUCUGCAUUCAAGAAGACCGCCAAGGUCCAAAUCUUUUACUUCUGGAAUUCGCCAUGCCCACAUAUCUUCUGGCCAAAGAAAUGCAGUAUGGGCUACUGAGGAUUGCAUUGGAGUGUGAUAAGGAGAAUACAAGGGAGGGAUCUUUGUUUUCUGUGCCUGUUUGGACCAUGUACUGCAAUGGACGGAAGGCGGGGUUUGCCAUUAGGCGCCAUGUUACUGAGAAUGACAGAGCAAUUUUGAAGGUGAUGCAGUGUAUUUCUGUGGGUGCAGGGGUUUUGCCAUAUAGAGAGACCAAAGCUGAUGAAGGUGAGCUUAUGUAUAUGAGAGCUACUUAUGAAAGAGUUGUGGGGUCUUCUGAUUCAGAGUCUUUUCAUAUGAUCAACCCAGAUGGUAGCACAGGACAGCAGCUUAGUAUUUUCCUCCUUCGAUCGUGACAACAUUAUGGGUUUCUCAAGUUUCAUGGCUCAAUGAAUUAUAUCUCUGUUAGUUUUCAGGAGUGUUUUAGUUUAAUUCUAGCCUGGUUUGGUGCGGCUUGAUCAUGCUAGACUUCUUUGUGCAUUGUAUUUAUCAUCAUGGUCGUCUUGACGUGAUUAAUGUACCAUAGAGGGGAUGAAAAAUACGGAAAGCAUCCGAUUGUAGAUAUAGGCCCAAGGAAAUGUUAAAAAAAGUAGGAAAAAGCAUUUCAAAUAGAUGCUUUUGUUCUCUGUCAGACCAGAAAGAUUCUAAUCUGCUGGCCAAGUUAAAGUUGGAUUGAAAUCCACCAUACCCACAAGCUGAUUAGUGCAGCAUGACUUGUUACAACUGUGUACUUCUCUGAAUAAUAAUUUAAAUGUGAAAGUUAUAUGUCA